AUGUCCCAUUUCCCCCUGUCGUUUCCUAACAUCAUUGUACUGCAGCGGAUACCGGACAUCCACCCAUGGAUCAAGUCUGUUGUGUACCAACAGGGCAGUAGUCAGGAAAGUGGUCUGGAGGCUGUUGAAAUUGAUGAUCUGGCGAGUAUUCCAGAGGUCAAGCUGACCGCCACUGCUGUCACUAGCUUUGUUGGUGGCUACCUGUAUAGUAGACAGGACAGCGCUGCCAUUGCAGUCAUCACUGCCAUCAUCGCCAUUGCAUUGGGGAUGCUGUUUUGCUGUGGUGUGGUUGGGAGACGCCCUGGAGAUGACAUUGGUCCGGGGCCGGUGGACUCCGUACGGGAACUGCUUGCGAGAAUCGACGAAGUGGGUGAAAUGCUGCCAAACAUCAGAUACAAUGUGAAGAUUUUGGCUUUUCUGCAUGCCUGCAUGACAAAAUUAAAAAAUGUGCAUGAGUUUCCAAAGAAUCCAGACAAAUGGAAUGAGCUGGUGAAGGCCAUCCAUGAUGGCAAGGAGCUUACAUUGCGACACACUGGAGAAUUCGACCUAUGGAACUACUAUACAGUUGAUGAAACAAUGCAUUUGGUCAACGAGUAUUGCGAAUACAUUCUGGGGUGGGCAUACCAGAGGGGGGUUGCAGCUAACACACAGAAAAGUGUUCCUGAGUGCGAUGCACAAGAGGAUAGAACGUUUUUGGAGCAGCAUCUGGGGUACGUGGUUGGGGUUUUGGGUCCCAACAGUAUUGAUGACCGAUUCCGGGAGGGGUGGGCAACUGCGAGGUUGCAACUUGAGGAACAGCUCCAGUUUGUGCAACGGAUCAGCAGGAAUAGCGUUGACUGGGAAGGAAAGACGGAUAUCGCAGCUGGUGGCCAGGGCAAAGUUUACAUGAGCAGUUGGAAUGGUACAAAAGUGGCUCUGAAGGUGCCAAAAGAUGGAGGGAGGACAGGGAGGCGUCAUGUCAUGUUGACAGAGUUUUGGGCGGAAGCUGCACUCACUACAGCUUCGAAACAUGCUCACGUUGUGUGUGUGCUGGCCAUGAGCGGCUUUGGAGACAGCAGUGGGGUCGACCCCAAGCCCUUUCUGGUCAUGGAACUAGCAACCGAAAACCUGGGUCAAUGGUACCAGCAGUGCGACCCUGAGGCCUGGCCACUGAAGUGCAAUGUGUUGCUUCAGGCUGCCAAAGGGCUGUGCCAUUUGCACAGCAAUGGUGUGGUUCAUCGUGAUGUGAAGCCACAGAACAUUCUUGUCUUUUCUGAUGGCCAGGAUGGUGUUCCAGUCAUCAAAUUGUGUGACCUUGGCGUGGCUGUAGGUCAGUCAGCGAGCUGGAGAAGGACGACCCUGAAGGAUCAGCCGGGAACCACUUUGUACCAAGCCCCUGAAUUAUUUGACGGCAAGCGCAGCAGCCCUGAGAGCGACGUCUUCAGUUUUGGCGUAGUUAUGAAUGAGGUCCUGGCAGGAAAAGAGCUUCGUGUUUAUGGGUUGACGGCAAAACUGAAAGGCAAACUGCCCCUUGCGAUUCCUGAUACCUGCCCAGGUGACCUCAAGCGCCUGAUCCAGAGGUGCUUGUCGCCCGAUCCUAAUGCAAGACCGGCGAUGAUUGAGGUGAAGGAAAUCUUAACGAAGUAA
Molecule: messenger RNA, 1626 nt
Organism: Ostreobium quekettii
Lineage: Eukaryota; Viridiplantae; Chlorophyta; Ulvophyceae; Bryopsidales; Ostreobiaceae
Source: the annotation of a GenBank genome assembly